Messenger RNA from Didymodactylos carnosus, 2353 nucleotides. The record is from the annotation of a GenBank genome assembly. NCBI's taxonomy places the organism in Eukaryota, Metazoa, Rotifera, Eurotatoria, Philodinida, Philodinidae.
CCCCCCCCCCCCCCCCCCCCCCCCCCCCCCCCCCCCCCCCCCCCCCCCCCCCCCCCCCCCCCCCCCCCCCCCCCCCCCCCCCCCCCCCCCCCCCCCCCCCAGCAGAAAUUUGAAGGUGGCUGGACCUGUGUAGUCUACUGAUGUUCCCUGUUCAUAAAUGAUUUUAUUUUUUCUUUCAUCUAGGAACACAAAAUGAAUGUGAUACCAUGAUCAAAAAUAUACCAAAUAUUGUUCGACCACAAACAACAUCUUCUCUUCAAUUAUCAGGUACGGACACUAGAAUUCCUUUAAAUGAUGAAGCAAUAACAAGUGGUUCUGUAUCGAAUGCACAAGAUGUUGUUGUUUCCUUAACGGAGCAAACAAGAGUAAAUGAAAAAACACGUGAUACAUCAUAUCAAGAAGAACAAGAACGACAGUCAUCAUCAUUAUUGUGUUUACCACCAGCAUUAACAGUGAGAAGUAAUGUAAACAGUGAAACAAGUCCACAUGCAUCGACAACAACAGAAUCUGUACAACGACAAACAACAUCAAUUAUUACUUCAGCAGAAAGUGAUGCACUAUUCUGUGAACCUACGAAUAAAAACAAUAUGAUUAUUAUCAAAGGCUUACCUGGUACAAUUAAUACUGACAACUUAUAUGAUGUUCUUUCCAAAACUGGUCAUAUACGACAUACUGAUGAUACAAAAGCAAUGCUUACAGUUUCUAAUGGUCGUGCAUUGUGUGUGUAUGAAGAACGAAAUGCAGCUGUAAAAGCUUGUCAAAUUUUUAAUGGUAAAAAUGAAUCAAAAUUAGGUUGCGUUAUGAAAGUGCAAUUGGUUGUUAAUGGAAUUGAUUUGAUAGGGCAAAUGAUGAAUAAUGACGACAAUGAUGUGAUGGGUGAAGAUCGUGAAAAAAAUAAUGAACGUGAUCAAAAUGAACAGCAUGAUGUCAAUGAUAAAGAAAAUAACAAUAACGAUGACGUUCAUAUGUUGGAUGUAUUGGUCGAUGAUAGUGCUAAUACAACAAGUCAUGGUAGCAGCAUUACUGUUGACAGUCAGUCUCUAAAUUUUGCUUCUUUGUCUACAUUAAAAACAGUAAAUAUGUUUCUAAAAAUUCCACUUAGUCCACAAGAAUUAGCACAAUCAAGUGGAUCAACAUGGGCAGAUACAACUCGUAAUUUAAUUAGAAAAGUAUUUCGUGAUAUUGAUUUAGCAAAUGUGAAUUAUAUUAAAUUAAACGGAAAACAUUCAGAUGUAUUGAAAGAAAUUUAUGGUUUUGUUCAAGAAAAUCAUAAUAUUGUUCUAAAACGUUCAGAAUUCAAUAAACAAAUAGGAACAUUAUGUCGUAAUAGUAGAAAAUCCAUUGAAUCCCGUAAAAAUUCAAAGAAAAAAACAACAACUAAUGAUGUUAAUAAAGAAAAUCAUCUACAACAACAACAAUUUCGAAUACUCAAAUUGGUGCAAAUUAUGGUAAUGACGACAAUAUGGCAAUGGAUGUUGAUUUUGACAAUGAUUCUGAAUAUGAAGAUAAGAGAUUGUGACAUCGUUAUGGAUAUCAAAUAUGCACUUGAAGAUAAUACAAUUGAUCGCGAUGCUGAUGUUUAUUUUUCUAAUGAAACAACAAAUGACAUUCCAAGACGAUCAAUACCGACUAAAAAAGAUUGGUCGUCUUUGCUUAUGAUAUAUAAAGCACGUCGUCGACAAAAUAAUGUUGAUAUGAACCAUUUAUGCAAAUUAUUACAUUUAAGUCAUCCAAGUUCGAAUGAAAAUAUUCCUGUUAGUUGGAAUUCGAUAAAGUAAGUAAAAAAGAAGUUAUUGUAUAUUAGUUUUUGUUUGAUAGCGUAAUUGAAGCCUGAAGAUUCAUUCAUUCCCUUCCCAUCAAACAAAUAAAUUUUUCCUCAGUUCGCCGUAUGGAUUCAAUUUUGAUAAUGGAAAGAACUACUUAGGGCAAUCCAAAAGUAGUGAGGGAGGUACUUUAUUUUCUUAAGGAGCGCUUCAAAAACAUUUCUCUUUUAAUGAACAGAUAGAGCGUCUUUCGCUGUAUUUUUCUAUGCUAUUUGGUCAAUAUUCAACUAAUAUUAUAAUAAUAAAAUUUCGAUAUGAUUUCCGAAGUGUUUUGAUUCAAUUUUCUAACCGUGGAAAAAUUUUUGUUCAUGAAAAAAAGCAAAAACAAAAAAGUUGAUAGAAAAUCGUAGUAGAGGUUCGUCUAAAAUACGUACUAUCCCCAAAUAAUUAAAUUUAAACAUCUGUCUUUUGCAGUUUGUAGAUCUUCGAUUAGCGGUUUGAAUGUUAGCCUGAUUAUUGAAAAUUUACUGUAAACAACUUACAGGAUAGGUUUGUCCUUUAAAAGGUCAACUAAAAACCUUGCAAAAACC